UUUCCUCUUACCAAAUUCUGAUAGACACUCCCCCCGUCUCUCUCUAUCUAGAGGAAGAGAACCCGCCUUUCCAGCAAACACGCGAACGACAUGGGAGGAGAGAGGACUCAAAGCGGCACAGGUGAUACUCGCGCCAUCCCCCAGGGAGAAGAGGAAUUCGUAGUGGUCGAUGAUGACGGGUUGAACCUGCAGGACAGCGGGGCGGAGCCCGCAGGACAAGACGCUGCGCCUUUUUCGCCGGGAGCGUUUCCAGCUCUAGGUGCGAGUCUCUCCGCCGGCGUGGCCUUCGCGCCUCCAUCGUCUACGACGCAGCAGAGCCAAAACCCUCGCAUGCCUUCAACGGACGCCGCCGCCGUCGGUGCUGCCGCCCCUGACGCCGCAGCAGCAGGCGCUGUGGUGGCGGCCUUGGACCUAGUCUACAAGGCCCUGUGCGCCUACUCCAUCGCGGGGUACAAGUUUCUCCACGCUAACGGUGCCGUGGCGUACAACUUCGUCUACACCCACGCGGCCAUGGUCUUCGAGUUCGUCUACGCCUACGCAGCGGUCGCGCUGCAUGAGGCCCUCGGGCUCCUGGAGGCUAUGUGCUCGUGGGUCAGGUCGGCGUGGCGGAGGUGGCAGGAGCGCGGCCUGGCGUCGGUGAAGCGCGUGGUGAAGAAGAGAUUCUUCCCGGUGCUUGUGGCGGUGGCACUGUCCCUGCUUCUUGUUCUCCCGGCCUACUGGACGAUUCCGCGCGGCGGCGACGGCGGUAACGACGACGGUCCGGAGAGGCUUUCCGUCCGUCAGUGGCAGGCUAAGUACGAUCUGCUGAGCAGCAAGUUCAGCGCGGAUACCGUGCGUCAGCGCCUGAAGUACGACAGCCUCGCGGGGAGGCACCUGGAGCUGCAGGCCGAGUAUGAAUCCCUCCUGAAGGACUAUAAGAUUCAACAAAGGGCCAAUCGGGCUCGUAGCUUGCCGAAGACCCCCCCUGAGACCUGCAGCAAGUCGGAGUCGGUCCUGGGUCCCGCGAAAGAAGCCCUCAAGUUUGUGGAACAGUCUGCGUACGAGUACUUAAGCCACUUCGCCGACGGUCUUCGCCAAGAUGUCCAUGAGGUGAAGGGGCUCUUCCAACGCAAGACUCGUUCGUGGCUGGAUUCCCUUCGCUAAAAGGUGACGUCCGCGUUGUUGUUGCUGCUGGCGCGGCCGACGGGCGGUUGAUGCUACGUUUUCGGCCGGUGUGGCAAGCGUUUCGGUUAUGGCUAUUUAUUGGUUGGCUCGUCGGGAGAGGUACGAUGGUCCCGCCGCGUUUCUUCAGCGAUCGCAAAGGAAUUCUCGGGACGAAAAUUGUGUACUCGAUGGUGUCGAUAAUAUGUCGUUUUUGCGUUCUGGUCUGGCAGUUAGCCUCGGUGGGGUUAUUUGCGGCGCGUCUUGUGACACUUUCCUGCUUCGAUGUACGUAGUGUAUUGCUGGCAAUGAUGUUGCAUGCUUGGCAAUAUGGGCCUACCAUUGCCCAAUAGAUUCCUUGAAAGAGCCGAGGAAGACUGUACGAAUUGUUGGAGCACCCUGGGAAGUCUUGUGGCCGUUGUUCACUCGUUUACAAUCACGAGGGGGGGGAGCAAAGCACUGUCUUUCACAGCGCCUGGCGGUUUCGCCAUGGCUUGGAGUGGGAAGACGGGGAGGGUUAGCGGAUAGCAUGGUGUUGAUAAUGACGCGGUGGGCGGGGGUUUGGGGCGUACCUCGUAUUGAACGAAUCGUCUGGUUUCUGCAAGACGAAGUUUACGUCUGUUGGGAACGAGGCAAGGUAGGUGCUCGGUCGAUGGCUUGCGCGAAAGCGGAUGAUUUUCUUCCAAACAACGCGUGUCGGAGGAGAUGUGGAUGGUUGGGGUGUUCGUUGUUGGUAGGGAUCGUUGGCACCCAGGUGGAUUGGGUUUCGUGUAGCGUAGACCCGAGGCUUUCUUUCGCUCUUUCGAGGACGCCUUUGUAUAUAUGAUUGAAGGACUCAAGCGUAGGGAGCUGGGAAUGGCGUAGAGGCGCAUCAUAUGCUCACCCUGGCAAAUCGAAUUGAUUGGUGCAGAAUCUCCGAAAGUUACUUUUGUUUUCAUAGUCAAAAUUUGAAUCAUGCAGUCUAUUUUCACUCGACAUGCAUAGGAGAGCAUGCUAGACAGGGUUGGGUGGAUUGCUUCUGGCAAAGAGUGAUUUGAACUUUGAGAUAAUAUAUCAGUUCCCUCCUGCUGGUUACUCAGGGAGAGAGAGAGAUGGAGCGAGAGAAGAGGAUGAAGGUUUUUUUGUUCUUUUCUCUGCGUUAAUAACUGAAGGCACCAGUUCCACACGAGGACCCCUUCUGGGUGACCCGGGCUGGUGUCUCAAACACACACUCUAUGGCACGAGGCGUUUACGCACCUUGGUGCCUGGAGUAUAUGGGACGAAAGAACCACACGACGCGAUACCCGUAGAGCCGUUGCUGAAUGAAAUAGCCUGCCUUUCUUCCACCGCGCAAGUUAGUGUUGCCCCAAGCCUUGUGUAGCCGACAGCUCAUCUCUUUCCCGCCUUCCU
Ectocarpus sp. CCAP 1310/34 is the source of this 2529-nucleotide messenger RNA. The record is from the annotation of a GenBank genome assembly. NCBI's taxonomy places the organism in Eukaryota, Phaeophyceae, Ectocarpales, Ectocarpaceae.